Molecule: messenger RNA, 1650 nt
Organism: Pichia membranifaciens NRRL Y-2026
Lineage: Eukaryota; Fungi; Ascomycota; Pichiomycetes; Pichiales; Pichiaceae
Exons: 1
Coding region: 1-1650 (549 amino acids)
Source: RefSeq, a predicted model, not a curated record
AUGUCGUCUUCCUUGGAGCCUAAACAGCUUGUCCUUGCAAAAAUCAAAGGGUUUCCUGAUUGGCCCGCCAUUGUGGUGCCUGCCGAUCAAAUACCAGCCAAAUUGAAAACCUCCAAAAACGCCAAAUUCUUGGACAACUACCUCCACAACGACCACGUUUGCGUCAAGUUCUAUUAUGAUGACCAAUACUCUUGGACAAACUUUGCCAGUACCAAGCCUUUGAAUGACCAAAUAAUCGAUGACUACUUGAUAAGCGUUGGUGAAUUGAACGGAGGUGACGAUCCUGCUUCUGUUCCAUCCACAGGCAAAAGAGGCGGACGUAAGAAGAGAAUCACGGAAGCCUAUUUGAAGGUCAAACAGGUGCCUGUCGAUGAGUUUCUCGAAUGGGGCAGUUGGGGCAAGCCUGUCGUGCCGGAUCUAGAAUCUGAGUUGGAGGCAGAAGAAAUCACGCCCGAGUACGAAGCACCUGGUGAAUCCAAACCAGUCAAUAGAAAGAAAAGGGCUGCUGCUUCGGCCAAAUCUGAACAGUCAAAGAAGAAGCAAAAGGCCACUAAAAAGUCCACCUCUACUACCACUUCCAAGCUGGUCCAAAAGGGAGGCAAAAAGGUAGGGAAGUCAAGAAGAGGAGCCAAGGAUGAAUCUGAAACACCAGAUUCUGUCGCCUUUGACGAGGAAGAAUUCAUCAUCAACGACGAGGCCGAGGGCGAUGAUGACUACAUAAGCAGUCUUGAUGAUAGUGUUUCAGUUGAAGAUGACGACGAAGAUGCAGAUGAUGCAGAUGACUUUGCAGACGAGGACGAGAAUGUGGACGAUGCUGAGGACAGCGGAGAGUUGUUAGACGAUGAAGAGGCUGGAGAAGUGGAUAAUGCACAAUUAGAAGACGAAGAAGGAGAAGAGGUGUGGGGACUCGAUACGAGUAAGGCAAAAGACUUGAAUGUCAAGUUCAACGAAAUACCUCCUGCUUCUGCAUUGGCUGUAGAAGUGGCUGAAAUGACAGCCUGGUGCCGUGAGCUUAGAGCCGAGCUCCAGAAAUUGAUCUUCCCUCUUAAAAAACAGAAACAAGGCGAAAAAGCUGAGAAAAAAGAGGAAGCUCAAAAUGAUGACAUGAAUGGAGAAAAAUCCACUGCCGAUUCCGCUACUUUAAUACCCGCCGAUACUACUUCGAAUCAAAUUGCAGCAGAGUUAGUGAAGACCGAGGAAGCGAAGGAGCAGAACGGAAUGGAAGAAGCAAGCGAAAAAGCAAAAGAGGAAGACCAGGAAGAGGAUGAUAGAGUGAUAGACUACAAGAAAAUUAACAAAACCAUAGAUGGAUUGGUUGCCCCUCUACUUGCUGCUGACCUUUCCAAGUCGAUUCUAAAAACGACUGGGCUCAUGAAGAUUAUUAACAUCAUAUUGAAAAAACCCGAGCUACAGACCCCGACCGUGAGAAAGCUGAAUAAGUGGUGGGCAGACAACUUUCACUUCAAGAUCGACGUUGACUAUCGCUGGGGCGAUGACUACACCAUCGAGAUGCAUUUGCAAGAAGAAGAAGAGCGAAAGGAAAGGGAGGAGGAACGGAAACGUAGACGCAAAGAGGAGAGGAAAUCGCAUUCGUUGGCAGCCACUCCGGAUGUAGAAGACACCAGUUUCUCUGUGAAAUCUGAGGCAUGA